This is a messenger RNA of Eutrema salsugineum, 1723 nucleotides long. Its product is annotated as probable pectinesterase/pectinesterase inhibitor 40. Gene Ontology annotation, molecular function: pectinesterase activity; pectinesterase inhibitor activity. Gene Ontology annotation, biological process: cell wall modification. NCBI's taxonomy places the organism in Eukaryota, Viridiplantae, Streptophyta, Magnoliopsida, Brassicales, Brassicaceae. The record is from RefSeq and is a predicted model, not a curated record. The transcript is spliced from 3 exons. The coding region runs from base 59 to 1663 and encodes 534 amino acids.
GCAAGCAAAUGUUAGUUUCUCUUUUAAUUUUCCCUUUCUACUAAAUUUUGUUAGAAAAAUGAAUCAUCUAAAAAAAGAUUCAAGAUACAUUGUAAUUCUCAGCGUACUACCAUUUACCUUUCUCCUCAUCUUCUUAACCACCGUCGUUUCAUCUCAUUCACCAUCAUCAACCCUCCACAAAACGCAGCGUUUUGCAUCCUCCGAUAACAUCACCGAGCUCGUCGUCGCCACUUUAAACCAAACCAUCUCCAAGGUCAAUCUCUCUUCCUCCAACUUCUCCCAUCUCCAAAACCGUCUCGGCUCCAACAUUAGCCAUCGCGACCGUUGCGCAUUCCAAGACUGUCUUGAGCUACUCGAUGACACCGUCUAUGAUCUCACCACCGCGAUCUCGGAGCUCCGAUCUCUUCCUCCGGUGCUCCACAACGUCAAUAUGUUGCUUAGCGCCGUGAUGACGAACACACGAACGUGUCUUGAUGGCUUCUAUUCUAGCGACGACGAGGACGACGAGAAUUCGAAUAAUGAUAAUAAGAUAUAUGGAGUGGCUGAGAGCAUGAAGGAGAGUCUUUUGAAUAUCUCUAGAAACGUUAGAGAAUCACUAGCUAUGCUUGAUGAGAAUAUUCCGGGGAAUAUUCCGGGGAAAUUAGAGAAAGAUGUUAAGUUUCCGAUGUGGGUCUCAGGGAGUGACCGGAAACUCCUUCAAGAUCCGGUGAAUGAGACUAAGGCUAAUAUCGUGGUGGCUCAAAAUGGUACCGGAAACUUCACAACCAUCGGGGCCGCUGUAUCGGCCGCUCCCAACUCGAGCGAAACCAGAUUUGUGAUAUAUAUAACAUGUGGGGUAUAUUUCGAAAACAUUGAAAUACCGAGGGAGAAGACGAUGAUAAUGUUUGUCGGGGACGGAAUCGGACGGACAAUAUUAAAAGCUAACCGAAGCUCCGCAGAUGGAUGGACGGCAUUCAACUCUGCUACCGUUGGGGUGAGAGGUAGUGGCUUCAUAGCUAAGGACAUAUCAUUCGUGAACGAUGCAGGACCGACCAAACACCAGGCAGUGGCGUUGCGAAGCAGUUCUGACCUCUCUGCUUACUACCGAUGCAGCUUUGAAAGCUACCAAGACACCAUCUAUGUCCAUUCACACAAACAGUUCUAUCGAGAAUGUGAUAUUUAUGGCACGGUCGAUUUCAUAUUUGGUGACGCAUCGGUUGUGUUCCAGAAUUGUAGUCUCUAUGCUCGUAGACCAAAUCCUAACCAGAGAAUCACAUAUACCGCUCAAGGCCGAGAAGAUUCAAGUCAACCAACGGGUAUUUCUAUAGUUCAUUCCAGGAUUUUGGCUGCACCGGAUUUGAUCCCUGUGAAAGCUAAGUUCAAAGCGUACUUAGGUCGUCCAUGGCAAUUAUAUUCUAGGACAGUUAUCAUAAAAUCGUUUAUUGAUGAUAUUGUUGAUCCUGCUGGAUGGUUGAAAUGGAAAGAUGGUUUUGCACUUGAUACCUUGUAUUAUGGAGAGUAUAUGAAUGAAGGGCCCGGUUCGAACAUGACAAACCGGGUCAAAUGGCCUGGUUUUAAACGUAUCGAAACCGAAGUAGAAGCAACUCAAUUCACUGUCGGUCCGUUUAUUGAAGGUAACAAAUGGCUUAAUUCUACCGGAAUUCCCUUUACUCUUGAUCUCUAAUCUUUUAUUUUAAAGUUGGAUACAAUAUUAUAAACAAAAUUUGUGUUACUAGCUACUUCA